Ruditapes philippinarum (Manila clam) is the source of this 2584-nucleotide messenger RNA. Its product is annotated as L-threonine ammonia-lyase-like. The record is from RefSeq and is a predicted model, not a curated record. Gene Ontology annotation, biological process: L-serine catabolic process; L-threonine catabolic process. Lineage: Eukaryota; Metazoa; Mollusca; Bivalvia; Venerida; Veneridae. The transcript has 14 exons. Gene Ontology annotation, molecular function: threonine deaminase activity; L-serine ammonia-lyase activity. The coding region runs from base 1032 to 2345 and encodes 437 amino acids.
GGUACCGGACUCAUUCAAUCUUGUUUUUCUAGAUAACUGGCAAUUCAUAAGAAAAUGAGCUGCCAACAAAUGGUUGGACACACAUUGCUGAUUUGCAUUAUAUUAGAUCUAUCAUCUCAAAAGUAUUUCAAUGAAAACAGCAUUGGAGAAACCGGAACUUGUCCUGUACUGGAAUCCCUUACUACCCACUCCUGAUCCUUUCCUCCUAAGACCUUGGUGAUGAGCAGAAACAAUGCACAUGUGGAUCCAGGGUCUUUUUAUCAGAGUGAUAGAUAAAUGUUGAUGAGAUGUUUGUAGCACGUAAAUUUUAAAGGUGAUUGACAUUAGUCCGGGGAGUCAUGAAUCUAAAUUUUGCAUAAUUUCUGCUAAAAACGUGUGUUGAAAUACAAAAAAAACUUGGACAAGUUCCACAUACACGUACAAAUGACUUUUUAAAAUUAUAAAAAGAUAUAUAAACUGCUGAUAUCUUUGACACUUUGACAUUUUUGAGUUAUUAUAAUAUUUGCAAGUUAUAAAUAUUGAUAAUCUAGGUCCUAUGCCACUAUGUAAAUUUAAGAAACCAUUAGCUUGCUGAUUUCCAUGAGAAGUGUCCCAGAAAGUAGUCUAGAAAUUGACAUGUACAUUAAGUCUUAUUAUAAUAAUAAAUCUUCCAAGUGUGCAUGUAUAAAUGGGCUCAUAUGUAUGUCAAUUUUAGUAUGUUCAUGCUGAAAUUUUCAAUAAAUACAGAAGAGACAUGGUAUGAUAUUCCAUUUAUUAAAUUUCAUAUGAAACACAAAUUUAAUUCACAUGCCCAACAAAUGUGAUAGUGUUUAAUAAGCGAAUGUUGCAACAUUAAUAAACCUUUGAAAAUUUUUCUAAUUUCAUAUGCCCACCCUGACUGUUGAUUACAACCUGGCAGCAUUGUGGCACGGAUGUGACACCAUUGUUUUCCUAAUAUUUGGACUUACAUUGCUGGCUGUAAGUGAGAACAUUUUUGCCUUGAAAUAGCAAACCACCGUCACUGAUUAUUUAUACUAGUGACCAAUAGAUUUAUGGAUUCCACCAUGGUAGAACCUCCAAAUAAAAAGGUCAAGGUUGUCAAUAGUGAAGAAGUUUUAGUUGACAGAUUUUGUGAUCCUCAGAAGCCACAAGUAGUAACAUUUCAGGAUGUGAGCGCUGCAGCAUACAAGAUUAAAGGUGGAAUACAGAAAACACCAUGUCUAAAAUCACAGAUGUCCAGUACAUUUGAUAUGAAGAUAUAUUUCAAGAAAGAAUUCUUACAAUAUACAGGAAGCUUUAAAGAAAGAGGAGCAAGGUACACUCUGUUAAUGCUAACACAGGAACAGAAGAAAGCUGGUGUUAUAGCAGCUAGUGCUGGGAACCAUGCUCUAGCUUUAUCUUAUCAUGGUCAGGAUCUUGGUAUACCGGUUACCGUGGUGAUGCCAGUUAUAGCUCCACUCAUGAAAAUACAAAACUGUAGGAAGUAUGGAGCAACAGUUCAUAUUAAAGGUGCCAAUUUAAGUGAGUCACGUAUACAUGCAAUGAAGAUGGGUCAAGAAGAAAAGUUACUUUACAUAAAUGGAUAUGAUCAUCCACACAUAUUAGCUGGACAGGGAACUAUGGGACUAGAAAUCGUAGAACAAGUACCUGAUCUAGAUGCUUGCAUUAUACCCGUCGGGGGAGGAGGAUUAAUUGCUGGAGCAGCACUUGCAAUAAAAAAUCUUAGACCUAAUGUUGCUAUCUAUGGUGUGGAGUCAGAGAAGUGUCCAAGUUUUACACGAGCUAUGGAAGCAAAUAAACCUGUAUAUACAGAAACACAUUCAACUCUAGCUGAUGGUCUUGCUGUACCUACUGUUGGUGUAAAUGCAUUUGCUACAGCUCAUAGUUUGAUAGAUAAGAUGAUAGUAGUGAGGGAGGAGAAUAUUGCAUUGUCAAUAUUACGUCUACUAGAAUUAGAGAAAGCUGUUGUAGAGGGAGCUGGUGCUACUGGUCUCGCUGCUGUAGUAGAGGGACUUGUACCUGAACUACAGGGAAAAAAAGUUGUGAUAGCAUUAUGUGGAGGUAAUAUAGAUACAACAGCUCUAGGUCGUGUUAUAGAGAGAGGACUAGCUGUAGAUGGUAGAUUAGUACGGUUUGUUGUUCAAGUCAGUGACAGACCUGGUGGUAUUGCUGAACUUACUAAACUCAUGGCAGGACUUGGUGUCAGUAUUAAAGAUAUUUUCCAUGAGAGAGCAUGGAUAAAAACAGACAUAUUUUCUGUACAGGUGAAAGUUGUAUGUGAGACCAGGGAUGCUGAACAUAGUGAGGAACUUCAUCAAGCUAUUAAAUCUAAAUACUCAUCAUAUACUUGGGGCCCGAGAACCUAACUUACACUCUUGAUAUACCAAAUAAUCACUUUUGGUAUUUAUAACAUUUGAUUUUAAUCAGUAUUUUCUAUAUGUUAACAUGCUAUUUUGGUGAUAUAUUCAUGGUUACAGGACUGAAGCAUUUGUGUUCCAUCUUGACAACAUGAUUUAUUUAAGGUUGUUGAAUGUCAUACAAGAGUUAUGAAUCAAAGUUUCAUCAUUUGUAUGCUAUAGUUAACUCUAGAUGGGUUAUAUAAAGU